Acipenser ruthenus (sterlet) is the source of this 2010-nucleotide messenger RNA. Its product is annotated as protachykinin-1-like. The coding region runs from base 133 to 486 and encodes 117 amino acids. The record is from RefSeq and is a predicted model, not a curated record. The transcript is spliced from 6 exons. NCBI's taxonomy places the organism in Eukaryota, Metazoa, Chordata, Actinopteri, Acipenseriformes, Acipenseridae.
CGGGGAGGAGGGAGUAUCCUUUUAAAAUUCCCUACGGAUCUUUUGGGUAUAAAUAGGAGAUACUGUAAAUGAUCAGAUCAAAUCCCAGAGUUACUCUCACCGGUACCUUAAAGUUGACGACAGAGAACAGAAAUGGAAAGUUUGAAACUUUUGAUCUUAGUGGUGGUGAUGCUGUUUGCGCAAGUUCACUGCGCUGAAGAAACGUCAUCGAGUCAGGAGCAAGAAAAUUGGCCGGCAGACAGCUGGCGGAAGGAACCCCCGGAAAACAACCUUGCACAUCAAGUUGCAGAACUCAUUAAGAGGUCGAAAUCUCAUCAGUUCUACGGGCUUAUGGGGAGGCGUUCAGGGGCUCCACGGGCUGUGCCAAUGGGUUACAAAAGACAUAAAGGAGAGAUGUUUGUAGGUCUGAUGGGCAGGAGAUCCUCCAGUGGAGAAUUAUCAGAAGAAUUGGACAGACCUCAGUAUUAUGCCAGAAGACGUAAAUAGAUUCUAAACAUCAUUUAAACAAACCUCGCCUUGUACACCUCUUCCUUCCUCCCUCCUUUGUUCUUCAUAGCCAAUAGACCAAUCAUUAUAAAGCAUAAACUCGAGUAGACUUCAAAAUCUGUUGAAACAUCAACACACCUUUACUGAAACACAAACUCUGAGAAAUAAAUGCACACUAACUCACUCACUUACUUCACUGGACAUCCAGAAUCCGAUGUCUGCUUUAGGAAACACCGGGUGACCCAGUGGUAAACUAGGGAUGCUGCAUUUAGCUUUGAAUGACUGAUCUUUGGUUUAAACCCUGCUGCUUUUCUUCACUGAUUUAGGUAGAAGCAAGACAUCUAUUGAGAGCAUCUUAAUGGCACAGGCCACUCUUUCCUAACUAAUAUAAUACUGUUUUUAAUCAGUACACUGAUGAAGUCUACGUUUUUCUGAAUUGUGGUUCUGCAUUCAUAAUAUAUUCUUUUAGCAGUAUUUUAUUUGUCAUUUCAGAAUUUACAACCAGCAUUGAGACAUAGGAGUAUAUCUUUUGUUUGCUUUCAAGUGAAUUAAUUUGUAUUUUAAGUGAUUUCAAUAAACAUCCAUUUAAGCUAAUGCCUUUUUGCAUGUAAAAACAAAAAAGAAAAUCAUAGUAUUCUGAUAUAUAUAUAUAUAUAUAUAUAUAUAUAUAUAUAUAUAUACAUAUAUACAUAUAUACAUACACACACACACAAGCUGCAUAUCUCUGUUUAAGUCAAAUGCAGCCAUGAUGGGACAUCUAAUUUUAUAAAACUAACAAAGUGACCUGAAAUUACGUGAUGUGAAAAUUUAGAUGUCAACAUUUUAAAUUGGGAAUGGCCACAUAGAGUACUAGACAGGGCUGUAAAACAGAAGGAUUUUGUUGCUUAUUGGUUUGUAGGUCCAUUUGAACAGUGGAUUCAAUUCUCCCCUCACUUCGAAUGCAAAAUGAAUAUACCGUGACUAAGAUGAACUAGCUUAGACUGCCAUAAAACACACUUGCUGUACUUCAAUGCCAUUAAAAAAAGCAGAUCAGGAUUUUACACCACAUAUUUCAGUAAGAGUCAAGGGUGUUUCUUGUGUCUUGAUCAUAUUUCCUGUGUUUGCACUACAGCCUUAUUCAGGUAUCCUGUUUUUACAGGAUCCAGAUGAUCGGACACCAACCAAACUUAAAUUCCACGACACUGUUGUCUUUCUAUUUCUUUGUAAUUACAUGAAUUCGUCUUUAAGAUAUGCUUGUAAGUAGAUGUUGCUUUGAAUUUAAAAAAAUAUAUAUAUGGUUGUAAUAAAAUUCAUGUAACAUACAAUAAAGUGUGUUGUACAACUUACAUUAAAAGUCUUUUCAUUGUUAUUUUCUAAGAUCAUCUCAGUCUUAAUAUAAAACAAAUAAGAGGGAAAAGUCAAACCAGUAAUAAGUAUACCAGAGUAAGUUUUAAGCUCUGAUCUGAUACAAAUAAUUAAAAGGUACGCUCAUUGAUAGUUGUAAGUCUGAUUAGUUUAUUAGUCCUACUUGCUAUUGGGGUGUUG